Messenger RNA from Eriocheir sinensis (Chinese mitten crab), 1465 nucleotides. RefSeq lists its product as uncharacterized. The transcript has 8 exons. Gene Ontology annotation, biological process: autophagy. Gene Ontology annotation, cellular component: intracellular membrane-bounded organelle. Lineage: Eukaryota; Metazoa; Arthropoda; Malacostraca; Decapoda; Varunidae. Bases 398 to 1288 code for a protein of 296 amino acids. The record is from RefSeq and is a predicted model, not a curated record.
UCCACUUCCUCCUCUCCCGCCUCUUCCGCCCUAUGAUCCACCGCUGCCCCCUCCCGCUCUGCCUUCUGAUCCACCCACCGAUCCACCAUUCUCGAGACUUUCCACCCAUGCCGAGCUGCCUGAUCUCUAUCCUACGCUGCCGCCGUCACCGCUCAGCUCCCUAGCGGAUCUCUCGGCUGCUCCACAUCCACAUCCACCGUCGGAACGCGCACGCUCUCUCGCACGGCUCCUCUCCCUCCCCCCGCCCUCCACCCUUCUUCCACGUUCCUCCACCCCAUCCUCUGUCCCUCUCUCCUCGCUCCGUAAUCCCUCCCGGUCCGAUGCCCCCUCCUCUUCCUCCUCCUCCUCCACCUCCUCCUCCACCAAUCCACUCUCCUCCGACCGGCUCCGCUCUUCCAUGGCGCGGCUUCUCUCCCGCCAUCCCUGUAAUUACUUCUCCAGGUCCUCCGCCUCGCACUCCGCCUCCACCCCCUGCUACUCCAUCCGAAAUCCAUCUCAUCCGCUGUUCAACACAUCCCUUGACACCAUUUCGGAUGACGCCUCGGGAUCCAGGGCGUCGUCGUCGUCGGGGCUGCUCGGGGCGAUCCGCGGGGCCGACCUUCCCCCGGGGCCGUCUGCCAGGUCUCGCUCGGCCCUGGACUCGCAGAUUGGGGUCCGGGUCCUCAGCAGACACAUCGUUAAUAUAGAACAGAUAUGCAUUGCCCUGCUGGAGAUCAACAACCACACCAGGGAGGAACAGAUGCUUCAGCAGAUCUGCCUCAUGCUCAACGAUAUCCAGGAACAGAUCCACUCUCUGCGGCUGCCCGAGGACUCCCAGGUGGUGGAGGACCUCGCCGGGGCCUUCUCCGAGACCCUGCCCACCCCGCCCAAGUUGAUUCAGCGGCGGCGAGCUCCCCCUUCCUGCCUAGGGUACACCAGCGCACCUCCUCGGGCUACCUGUGUCCCCGACCUACCCCGAGUUCAAGCGCUGGGCAUCACGCAGCGCAUCCAGGCUUGGGACUUCACCCGCUGCCGCAUCCCAGACAUCUCGGACGGUGUGGCUAAUGUGGUGGUGCGGAAGUGCAAGAUCCACAACGACGCGAGUGUGGACAUAUCCUCCGACGGCACCAUGCUGGCGGCCCUCAUCCCCGAGAGCCAGGCGAUGACCAUGGUUGAAUUGCAAUAUGCAACAUCCACUGCGCUGCCUUCGUCCAGAUGCUGUGUCCAUUGGUCCAGCACGGCAAUGAGCUGCGGCCGGCACCGUUCAUCAUCUGCCCGUUUUGGGCGCCCAGCCGUACACGUGAACUAACAGUCUUGGCUUCAGGGCAGGUCGCUAAAAUGGACUCCUGUGACAUCAAGAUCAAGGUCAAGAUCAACGGAAGUAAACAGAGCGACGCUGCGGAGUCUGUCACGCCGCCCACGCCCACACAGUGCCCCCACGCCCAUCCAGUGCCCCCACGCCCAUCCAGUGCCCCCACGCCUCCAC